This is a messenger RNA of Staurois parvus, 286 nucleotides long. The record is from the annotation of a GenBank genome assembly. Lineage: Eukaryota; Metazoa; Chordata; Amphibia; Anura; Ranidae.
AGAUGAUAUCAUGGGGUACUUAUGUCCCUUCCAUCUGGUGACAUUGUGUAGGUGUUCCAUGUGAUUUAUACUGACCCAUCCAUACUGGAAGAUCUAUGAAGGAACUUUUGUAGUGUCAGUGACAGGGGCGGACUGACAACUCAUGGGGCCCCCGGGCAAUAGGGAUUCAUGGGGCCCCUGUGUCCUUGCCCACACUCAAAGCACACCCAAAAAAGCCCAUAAAAGGUACCAGGGGCAUUUCAUGGGGCCCCCUACUGACCCUGGGCCCUCGGGCAGUGCCCGAAUU